AUGGCUCUCACGUACUUUGCUGAUUUUUGGUACUCACUAGAGUCUUGUCUGACAUGCUUCCAAUCGCCAACUCUGAAAAUUAACCGUCGAAACUUCAAAAUCGUCAAGUUGCUUGGCGAGGGUGGCUUUUCCUACGUGUAUUUAGUUCAAGCUAGCUCUGGUGAACUUUAUGCCAUGAAAAAGAUCCGGUGUCCGUUUGGCCAAGAAAGUGUACGAAAUGCACUCCGAGAAAUUGAAGCAUAUAAACUUUUUGACUCGCCGCAUAUUAUUAAAGCUAUUGACUCAACUGUAGUCCAGGAACCUGACGGGUCCAAAACUGUAUACAUUAUUUUGCCGUACUUCCCUCGUGGAAACCUCCAGGAUAUCAUUGACUCCAAUUUGGUCAAUGGAAAUCACAUUCCAGAACCAGAGCUUCUGACACUGUUUUUAGGCGUAUGCCAGGGCGUGCGGGCCAUGCACAAACAUGUCAUGAAAAAUGGCGGCGCACGGGUUUCCGGUUCCCGACCAAACCUCGAAACAAGACCUUAUGAUACAAACUCGUCUGAACAGCAACUUCUGGAAGCUCGCUCUUCGUUUGUUCUGGAUGAUGAAAUUUCGGUAAUGACUGGUGGAGAUGACGAAGACGAUGAUAUUAACAUGGACCUUGAAGAGGACCUCAAUUCAACAGCUUUAGGGACAGUCGUACCUUAUGCUCACCGUGACAUUAAACCAGCAAACGUUAUGCUGGAUGCUGCGGGUCAACCAGUACUUAUGGAUCUUGGAUCGACUGCACGCGCACGUGUUUCUUUACCCACACGCCAAUCUGCUCUUCAGUUGCAGGAUCUUGCAGCAGAGUUGUGCACGCUGCCGUACCGUGCGCCGGAGUUGUUUUACGUGACAACAGACUCGACGAUUGACGAGCGUGUGGAUGUAUGGAGUUUAGGAUGCACAUUAUUUGCGCUUAUGUACCAAUCUUCUCCGUUUGAGUUGCAGGCUGCCGAGUCAGGUGCCAGCUUAAAUAUGGCCAUUUCCUCGGGUGAGUUCAAGUUCCCUAACACGCCGGCGUACUCUGAGGAACUUAAGGAGGUUGUGCGCAAGUGUUUAACAGUUGAUCCUAAACAACGGCCUUACAUUGAUGAGAUAAUAACGCGUGUAGAGAAUUUGAUUCAUAGUUGA
This is a messenger RNA of Magnusiomyces paraingens, 1155 nucleotides long. RefSeq lists its product as uncharacterized. NCBI's taxonomy places the organism in Eukaryota, Fungi, Ascomycota, Dipodascomycetes, Dipodascales, Dipodascaceae. The coding region runs from base 1 to 1155 and encodes 384 amino acids. The transcript is spliced from 2 exons. The record is from RefSeq and is a predicted model, not a curated record. Gene Ontology annotation, molecular function: ATP binding; protein serine/threonine kinase activity. Gene Ontology annotation, cellular component: cytoplasm; Golgi apparatus. Gene Ontology annotation, biological process: vacuolar protein processing; protein phosphorylation; regulation of vacuole fusion, non-autophagic.